CCCAAUUUUCUGUUAGUGCAGCAGAUAUUUAAGUUACAAAAUUGUCAAACAAUGACUGGUUUGGAACGUAGAGUUGCUUUGGUGGAUAUCUUAAAUAAGCCAUGUGGAACUCGAAUGCCUUUGAAAAAGGAACAAACUGUGAUUGCCUCAAAAAUAGAAAGAACUAUGGCCUCAAAAAUGGAACAUGUGAACAUAUGCAAAAAGCCAGAAGUUCUGCCACUGAAAGAACAUUUUACUGAAGAUGUAAUGAAGCUUGAGGCUCCACCAUCCCCUAUGGACACUUCAGUCUGCAUGUCUGAAGAGCUACAUGAAGCUUUCUCUAAUGAAAUCUUGCCUGUUGAAGAUGUUGAUAUGAAUGAUGGCAACAAUCCAAUUCUAUGUAGUGAAUAUGUUAAAGAUGUCUACAAAUAUUUAAGAGAACUUGAGACAAAACAGGCAGUGAGACCAAACUAUUUGAUGGGACAAAUGAUAACUGGAAACAUGCGUGCUAUCCUAAUUGACUGGCUUGUGCAGGUUCAGAUAAAAUUCAAGUUGCUACAAGAAACUAUGUACUUGACUGUGUCAAUCUUGGAUAGAUUUCUUCAGGAUAAUCCAGUAACUAAGAAGAAUUUACAACUUGUUGGUAUAACAGCAAUGUUUGUAGCUUCAAAAUAUGAAGAGACCUAUCCUCCAGAAAUUGGGGACUUUGUUAUUAUUGCUGAUGAUGCUUACUCUAGUGCUCAAAUACGACAAAUGGAAAGGUGGAUUUUGAAGAAACUUGACUUUUCUCUGGGUAAACCACUUCCACUGCACUUCCUCAGAAGAGCAUCAAAAGUUGCAGAAGUUAGCACUGAACACCACAUUCUGGCCAAAUACCUGAUGGAACUGACAAUGGGAGAUUAUGAGAUGGUGCAUUACCCUCCUUCCCAGAUUGCUGUAGCUGCCUUCCAUCUUGCUCAGAAAGUCUUUAAUUGUGGUAAAUGGACUCCCCUCUUGCAGCACUACAUCUCCUAUAGAGAGGAUGAAUUACUUCCUGUUAUGCAACACAUGGCUAAGAAUGUUGUGCAGGUUAAUAACCAACUCACCAAACACAUGACUGUUAGAAACAAGUAUGCUAGAAAAAGCCAAAUGAAGAUCAGCACCAUCCUGCAACUGACAUCUGUUUUCAUCUUCAACUUGUCAAAACCACUAAUGCCCUCCUCAAACUGCUUCAGUCUUUAAAGCACUGCUGUCUGAAACUAUAAGCACCAUUUUAAAGUUUUUGUUUUUAAAUCUGCUUUGCUUAAACUUUUUUAUAUUUGAAUUAA
Chiloscyllium plagiosum (whitespotted bambooshark) is the source of this 1286-nucleotide messenger RNA. The record is from RefSeq and is a predicted model, not a curated record. Lineage: Eukaryota; Metazoa; Chordata; Chondrichthyes; Orectolobiformes; Hemiscylliidae.